Hippopotamus amphibius kiboko is the source of this 1002-nucleotide messenger RNA. Its product is annotated as olfactory receptor 7A17-like. Gene Ontology annotation, molecular function: G protein-coupled receptor activity; olfactory receptor activity. The record is from RefSeq and is a predicted model, not a curated record. Lineage: Eukaryota; Metazoa; Chordata; Mammalia; Artiodactyla; Hippopotamidae. Gene Ontology annotation, cellular component: membrane. Gene Ontology annotation, biological process: G protein-coupled receptor signaling pathway. The coding region runs from base 34 to 1002 and encodes 322 amino acids. The transcript has a single exon.
AAAUUUUUCAUUCCUAGUCAUCAUCAUCUCCAUAUGGGACCAGGGAAUGAUACCCGGAUUUCAAAGUUUCUUCUUCUGGGAUUAUCCAAGGAACCAGAACUGCAGCCUCUUAUAUUUGGGCUUUUCCUCUUCAUGUACCUGAUCACUCUGUUUGGAAACCUGCUCAUCAUCCUGGCUGUCAGCUCAGAAUCCCACCUCCACACACCCAUGUACUUCUUCCUCUCCAACCUGUCCUUUGUAGACACCUGUUUCACUUCUACCACCAUCCCAAAGAUGCUGGUGAAUAUACAGACAAAGAGCAAAAUAAUAACCUAUGAGGGAUGCAUAACCCAGAUGUUUUUUUCCAUACUCUUUGCAGGUUGUGACAACUGCCUCCUGGCUGUGAUGGCCUAUGAUCGUUUUUUGUCCAUUUGCCACCCCCUGCACUACAAUGUCAUCAUGAACCCCUGGCUAUGUGGACUUCUGGUGCUGGUGUCCUGGAUCAUGAGUGUCCUGAAUUCCUUGUUACAAAGCUUAAUGGUAUUGAGACUGUCCUUCUGUACAGACUUGGAAAUCCCCCACUUUUUCUGUGAACUCAAUCAGAUGGUCAAAGUUUCCUGUUCUGACACUUUUGUUAAUGACACUGUGUUGUAUUUUUCAACUGGGCUGCUGGCUGGUGGUCCCCUGGUUGGUAUCCUUUAUUCUUACUCUAAGAUAGUUUCCUCCAUAUGUAGAAUUUCAUCAGCUCAGGGGAAAUAUAAAGCAUUUUCCACCUGUGCAUCUCACCUCUCAGUUGUUUCCUUGUUUUAUUUUUCAGUCCUAGGAGUGUACCUUAUCUCAGCUGCUACCCACAGCUCAUACUCAAUUGCAACAGCCUCAGUGAUGUACACUGUAAUCACACCCAUGCUGAAUCCCUUCAUCUACAGUCUGAGGAAUAAAGACCUAAAAGGGGCUCUGAAGAGGUUCUAUGGGAUGGCUGUUGUAAAAUGGACAAUGGUCCUAGAGGUUAAGAAGUGUCCUUGA